GACUGCCCAUCAUGGUCAAGGAUUGAUAGAUUUUUGCUAACAUCCGAUUGGGAGUCACACUUUCCGGAUGUGGCUCAAAGAAGAUUACCCCGUUUAUGUUCUGAUCACUUCCCUAUCAUUUUAGAUUGUGGAGGCAUCCAUGGGGGUAGAAGGUAUUUUAAAUUUGAACAUAUGUGGCUUAAAACUGACGGUUUUGUAGACAGGGUCAGGCAUUGGUUGACUUCGUAUAGUUUCCAGGGCUCUCCAAGUUUCAUUAUGGCUAAAAAGCUGAAAGCGCUGAAACAGGACCUGAAGCAGUGGAAUGAACAAGUUUUUGGCAAUGUGCUUUAGCAAAAGCGCUCUCUUUUAGAGGAAUUACAGGGUUUGGAAGGUGAGGAAGAGGCCAGAUCCCUUUCUGAUCCUGACAAAAUCCGUAAGGACCAGGUAGUUGCUGAUCUUGAAAGGGUUACUUUGAUGGAGGAGAUUUCAUGGAGACAGAAAUCAAGGGUACUCUGGCUUAAGGAGGGGGACAAAUGCACGAAAUUCUUCCACAGGAUGGCUAACUCUCACAGGAGGAAUAAUGCUAUUGAUACACUGAUGGUAGAUGGGGCAGCUUCUUCGGAUCAGACGGUUAUCAAAAACCACAUUCAACAAUACUAUCAACAAUUAUUAUCAGAAGAGCAUAAUUGGUGACCGAGAGUGGAUGGGUUGCCUUUUACCACUUUAGAUCAGCACAGUGCAGGGUGGUUAGAAAGGCCUUUUACAGAAGAGGAAGUGGGCAAUGUUAUCAGAAGUAUGGCAAGUGAUAAGGCUCCGGUCCGAAUGGGUUUACCCUGGGUUUCUUUCAAGCUUGUUGGGAGGUGGUCAAAGAAGAUAUUAUGCAAGUCUUUCUUGAAUUUCAUUCUAAUGCUAGAUUUGAAAAGAGCCUCAAUGCCACAUUUUUUGCCCUCAUUCCUAAAAAGGUGGGAUCUAGGGAUGUGAGGAACUAUCGCCCCAUUAGUCUCGUGAAUGGGAUGUACAAGAUUCUUUCCAAAGUGUUAGCAAAUAGACUAAGCUCGGUGGUGGAAAAACUAAUCUCGAAGCCGCAAAAUGCGUUUGUCAAAGGUAGACAAAUCCUUGACUCAGUUCUUAUUGCAAAUGAAGUAUUGGAUGGUCGGCUUAAGUCUAGAGAGCCUGGGCUACUUUGCAAGUUAGACAUGGAGAAAGCUUAUGAUCAUGUCAACUGGAAGUUCCUUCUUUAUUUACUUGAAAGAAGUGGUUUUGGGGGGAAAUGGCAGAAAUGGGUAGAAUUUUGUAUCACUUCAGCUCGUUUCUCCAUCUUGGUAAAUGGCUCUCCGGUGGGUUUCUUCAACUCCUCUCGUGGCCUGAGACAGGGAGAUCCGAUCUCCCCUCUACUUUUUUAUUUGUCAUGGAAGCUCUCAGCAAGAUGAUUGAGGGGAUGGUGGAUGGUGGGUUACUCCAUGGUUUUUCGGUAGGGAAUGGUGAUCUUAACAUUUCUCAUUUGUUAUUUGUUGAUGCCACACUUAUUUUUUGUGGUGCACACCUCGGUCAAGUCCAAGAUUUGAGGGCGUUACUCCUUUGCUUUGCAGUCGUGUCAAGAUUGAGCAUUAACCUCGCUAAGUCGAAAAUAGUGCCAGUGGGGGCCACCCCCGAUGUGGAGAUUUUUGCUUCUACCAUAGGUUGUAAGAUAUCUUCGCUUCUUAUGAAGUAUCUUGGUUUACCGUUGGGUGCCUCUUUUAAAUCUGAAAGGAUUUGGAAUGAUGUAGUCGAAAGGGUGGAGUGCAGAUUGGCUGCUUGGAAGAGGCUAUACUUGUCGAAAGGUGGUAGGUUGACUUUGAUUAAAAGCACUCUUUCUAACUUAACCACCUAUUUCUUGUCUUUGUUCCCACUUUCCACAAAGGUGGCUAAUAGAAUUGAGAAGUUACAAAGGGAUUUCUUAUGGAGUGAAUUGGGAGAAGAGUUCAAAUUCCACCAGGUCAAUUGGUCUACAGUUUGUACCCCAAUUUCUGGGGGAGGUUUGGGGAUUCGCCACUUGCUGAAAUUCAAUCAAGCUCUAUUGGAUAAGUGGUUGUGGAGGUACCAAAAUGAAAGGGAGGCUUUUUGGAGGGCGGUCAUAGAUUCUCAGUUUGGGGAAGCUUGGCGAGGAUGGUGUUCGAAUGAGGUACAAGGCACUUAUGGAGUGGGUUUAUGGAAAAACAUUAUGAGUCUUUGGGGGACAUUCUGAGAAUAUGAACAUUUUGUUGUAGGCGAUGGUUCACGUGUCCAUUUUUGGUUUGAUAUAUGGUGUGGUAACCAUUGUCUACGAGAUACUUUCCCUGUCAUCUUUGCACUUGCAAGAGUUAAGGAGGCAUCGAUUGUCUUUCUUCAUUCUUCAGCAAAUAGCACCCCUCAAUGGAAUAUUGACUUCAUUAGGGCAGCCCAUGACUGGGAAUUAGAGUCUUUUACAGAGUUCUUUGCGGCUUUAUAUUCCGCAAGUAUUCCAGGGGGCUCCGGUGAUAAGUUGCAUUGGAAUCAUUCUAAGAAAGGUAUCUUCUCGCAUCUUUGGACAAGAUUCUCACCAUAGAUAAUUUGAGGAAACGACGGGUCAUUAUCUUAGAUUGGUGUUGUAUGUGUAAGAAGCAGGGGGAGUCUGUUGAUCAUCUACUUUUACACUGUGAGGUGGCUA
Molecule: messenger RNA, 2644 nt
Organism: Juglans microcarpa x Juglans regia
Lineage: Eukaryota; Viridiplantae; Streptophyta; Magnoliopsida; Fagales; Juglandaceae
Exons: 2
Coding region: 1250-2203 (317 amino acids)
Source: RefSeq, a predicted model, not a curated record